AUGUUUAACAGAGGCACAGAGCUGGACGUUCCGUUUCAUUCAUACGGGGAACACUUCAUCACCCAGGUGAAGGAGAACGGGUCUGAGAAUCACCCGCACCAAGCCCACGCUGCUGCUGCGGCCGGCGCACGUGCUGCUACCCAGGCCGAGAAGGGCAAAGUCCCUGCCGCCACCGCCGCCGCUGCUGCUGACCCUGCGGCCCGCCAGAAGAUUACCACCGGGAACAUCAUGCGGAUGGAGCAGGCGCUGGGCGAGCCCCGGCUGGCAAGGCGGAGAAGGAAGAAGAGAAGGAGGAGAAGGAGGUGGAGGAGUAGGAGGGGGAGUAGGAGGGGGAGGUGA
Molecule: messenger RNA, 339 nt
Organism: Mytilinidion resinicola
Lineage: Eukaryota; Fungi; Ascomycota; Dothideomycetes; Mytilinidiales; Mytilinidiaceae
Exons: 4
Coding region: 1-339 (112 amino acids)
Source: RefSeq, a predicted model, not a curated record